Enterobius vermicularis (human pinworm) is the source of this 798-nucleotide messenger RNA. The record is from the annotation of a GenBank genome assembly. NCBI's taxonomy places the organism in Eukaryota, Metazoa, Nematoda, Chromadorea, Rhabditida, Oxyuridae.
AUGUCGACUCCCGCAACCUUAAAACAGAAGGAACUCGCACGAGAAAAGUAUGAAAAAAAAAGUCGUGUUGAGAAUUAUCCAACUUAUCCGAAAAAAGUUUAUGGGUAUGAAAACAAUGACGGGUAUUAUACAAGUGGUACGGAAAGAAACAGAAGCUACAAAACUGGACGCUGUCCUCGGAAUCUUGUUAAGCCAGCGGUUAAGGAAUUGCCUGAGGACAUGAAGGUCGACAAGUACCAUGUGUCAGCAAGCGACAUAAUCUGUUUUAGUGGCCGGCCGCACUUCCUUUCAAGCCUCUAUCCGUCUGUUUUGGAAGUGGAAGGACACAAGUAUUCUAGUUUGGAGCAAUACUAUCAGGCUUGCAAGGUUUACACACUUGCUGGCUCUGGUUAUGCAGAACAACUUCGUCAAAUCGGCGACGGCGGUCGUGUCAAAAUACAAGCGAAAAAGCUUUUACGGGUUGCCAAAGUUCCUGUAGAAAAGAUUGAAACUUGGAGACGCACCCACGGACCUAUUUUGCUUCACCACGCAAUUGUCCAUAAGUUUCUGCAAAACGUUGAUUUAAGAGAAAAGUUGCUGAAAACAGGUAACGCUAUUCUAGUGCAUACCUAUGAAUACGAUAAUAUGUUUGCAAGUGCCUGUAAUGAAGAAGCAGUUAUGAAGUGGGCAGAAGCCAUGGAUGGGCAAGUAUUAAAAGUUCCACAAAACAUUGAUGAUUCCACAUUAGAUUAUGUGCCACUGGUUGGAGAAGGGAAAAACAUUCUUGGAUUUAUUAGCAUGAAAGUAAGCAUUUUUUGA